Blepharisma stoltei is the source of this 1083-nucleotide messenger RNA. The record is from the annotation of a GenBank genome assembly. Lineage: Eukaryota; Ciliophora; Heterotrichea; Heterotrichida; Blepharismidae.
AUGGUCAAAUGGUGUAGAAUUUCCCAUGAAGCUUUAGACGAGGCAGAAAAAUCGCUUAUCAGCAUAUCAGGACUUAACAUAGAAUCUUUCAGGAUCGAUAUCGAUGAAAGUCGUUCAAUUUUUGGCUUGAGCUGCGGCGAUGUCUCUAAGCCUCCUCUAAUAUUGCUUCAUGGAUUUUUAGGUACAAGCAUAAUUUUCUACAAGCUUCUCCAAAGUCUAUCUCUCCACUACAGAGUUUAUUGUCUCGAUCUUCUGGGAAUGGGCAGGUCAAGCCGGCCUCUUUUCACUUUAGAAUCUCGAGAAGAAACCGAAGACUUUUUUGUGUCACCAAUUGAAGCUUGCAGAAAUGCUUUGGGCCUAGAAAAAAUGAUAUUAGCAGGACAUUCAUUCGGAGGAUACAUAGCUGGGUGCUACACUGAAAAAUUCCCAGAAAGAGUAGAAAAAGUAGUCUUCAUCUCAGCUGUUGGCGUUGUGAAACCUCCUGAUGACUAUGAUUUUGAGAAAGCCUUGAAGAAAAAGAAAUGGACCUUCAGAGUUCUGUUCAAAGUCGCUAAUUGCAUGUUCAAAAAGGGAACGACGCCUGCUUCUCUACUUAGAAAGUCAGGCCCGCUUUCCGGAAAACUUGUAAAAAUGUACUUGAGGAGGAGAAUCAAAGGACUCCCGGAGGAAGAGCUCAACAACCUAAAAGUGGUCCUGGAGCAAGUCAACUUGUUCCCGGGAAGUGGAGAGUUUGGGUUAAGCAAAAUUUUAAAAGCUGGAGCAUGGGCUCAUGCACCACUGUGUGACAGAAUUCUUGCAACUCCUGCAAUAUACUUGUAUGGAGAUAAGGAUUGGAUGGAUCCUGAAGGAGCACGCCAGAAUGCGAUUGUCAAUGCUGCGCCAGUGAUAUGUGAAAUCGUUUCAAAUUCAGGGCAUCAUUUGUAUUUGGAAAAUCCAACUGAGUUGGGGAACAAGAUUGUCAGCGGACUAGAAGAGUUAGAUAGGAUGCCUUGGAAAGAGGUUGGCCCGAAUAGAGAGGCGCCUGAAGAAGAUAUAGAUAGUGCAGUGUCUCACUUGACCCUGACUGGAGAAAAUCUCAAUUAA